AUGGGGACGCGCUCCGGAGACCUGGCUCAGCCCCAGAAUGGGAGCCUGGCUCCCACCCCCACCGGCCCCCCCUGUCCCCCCGGGAAGGAGCAGCCUGCGGAGGGCAGGGUGAUCCCCACACGCCAGGACCCCAAGGAGGGCUCCAGGCCCCCCCGGCCGGAGCUGGACAUGCUCUACAAGAUCGAGGACGUGCCCCCCUGGUACCUCUGCAUCCUGCUCGGCUUCCAGCACUACCUGACCUGCUUCAGCGGCACCAUUGCUGUCCCCUUCCUGCUGGCCGAGAGCCUGUGCGUGGGCAAGGACCAGCUCACCGUCAGCUACCUCAUCGGCACCAUCUUCACCUGCGUCGGCAUCACCACCCUCAUCCAGACCACUGUGGGCAUCAGGCUGCCCCUGUUCCAGGCGAGCGCUUUGGCUUUCCUCGUCCCGGCCAAGUCCAUCCUGGCCCUGGAGAAGUGGCGCUGCCCCCCUGAAGAGCAGAUCUACGGUAACUGGGUUCUGCCUCUCAACACAUCCCACAUCUGGCAGCCCCGCAUGCGAGAGAUCCAGGGAGCCAUCGUGGUGUCCAGCCUGGUGGAGGUGGCCAUCGGGCUGCUGGGGCUGCCCGGGGCACUGCUCAGCUACAUCGGGCCGCUGACCGUCACUCCCACCGUGUCCCUCAUCGGGCUCUCGGUGUUCCAGGCAGCCGGCGAGCGGGCCGGCUCCCACUGGGGCAUCGCUGCUCUGACCAUCGUCCUGAUCGUGCUGUUCGCGCAGUACCUGCGGCACGUCCCCAUCCGCCUGCCCGGGUACCGGCGGGGCAGGGGCUUCGUGCUGCUCCGCAUCCAGGCCUUCAAGAUGUUCCCGAUCAUCAUGGCCAUCAUGGUGGUGUGGCUGCUCUGCUAUGUGCUGACUCGCACCGGCGUCUUCCCCAGCGAGCCUGAGGCCUACGGGUACAAGGCCAGGACGGAUGCAAGGGGGGAGAUCCUGUCCGUGGCACCCUGGUUCCGGGUGCCCUACCCCUGCCAGUGGGGUCUGCCCACGGUGACCUCGGCAGCAGUGCUGGGCAUGUUCAGUGCCACACUGGCAGGCAUCAUCGAGUCCAUCGGGGACUACUACUCCUGUGCCCGGCUGGCAGGAGCCCCCCCGCCCCCUGUGCAUGCCAUCAACAGGGGCAUUUUCACUGAAGGCAUCUCCUGCAUCAUCGCGGGGCUGCUGGGCACCGGCAACGGCUCCACCUCCUCCAGCCCCAACAUCGGGGUCCUGGGCAUCACAAAGGUGGGGAGCAGGAGGGUGAUCCAGUACGGGGCUGGGAUCAUGCUCCUGCUGGGCACCAUCGGGAAGUUCACAGCGCUCUUCGCCUCCCUGCCCGACCCCGUCCUCGGGGGGAUGUUCUGCACCCUGUUCGGUAUGAUCACAGCCGUCGGCCUCUCCAACCUGCAGUUUGUCGACAUGAACUCCUCCCGCAACCUCUUUGUGUUGGGCUUUGCCAUGUUCUUUGGGCUGACGCUGCCAAACUACCUGGAUUCCCACCCCAAGGCCAUUAACACAGGUGUCCCUGAGCUGGACCAGAUCCUGACGGUGCUGCUGACGACAGAGAUGUUCGUCGGGGGGCUCAUUGCCUUUGUCCUGGACAACACCAUCCCAGGGACACAGGAGGAGCGAGGGCUGGUGCAGUGGAAGGCGGGUGCACACUCGGACAGCAGCUCCAGCGCCAGCCUCCGGAGCUAUGACUUCCCCUUUGGGAUGGGUGCUGUGCGGCGCAGCCGGUGGCUCAGGCGGGUCCCCAUCUGCCCCCUGUUCACCGGGUUCAAGGCCCGGGUGAGGGGCAGCACUGCGGCCAUGGACGUGCAGGACGUGGCCGAUGGGGUCUCGGUGUGCACCAAGGUGUGAGUGAGGGGAGGGCUCACACCCCAGUGCCGGGGGAGCUGAGCCCCAUGGGUGCUGUUGGGGCACCAAAGCAGAGGCUUCCGGUGCCCAUCUCCAACACAGGAUUAGGGAAUCUCCAAGCUGCCCUUUGGGGACAGCCCAAGCUC
Melopsittacus undulatus (budgerigar) is the source of this 2015-nucleotide messenger RNA. It is a transcript of the gene SLC23A1, whose product is annotated as solute carrier family 23 member 1. The transcript has 15 exons. Gene Ontology annotation, molecular function: transmembrane transporter activity. Gene Ontology annotation, cellular component: membrane. Gene Ontology annotation, biological process: transmembrane transport. Bases 1 to 1872 code for a protein of 623 amino acids. Lineage: Eukaryota; Metazoa; Chordata; Aves; Psittaciformes; Psittaculidae. The record is from RefSeq and is a predicted model, not a curated record.